CACACAGCACACACAGCACACACACACACACACACACACACAAGUCUCCAACAACAGCACCACCACCAUGAACUUGCAACACCAGCCGCUGGACUUUGUGUGCUACAGCGACGCCAGCUUCGGCACAGACCAGCUGACGGGCCGCUCCACGACGGGCUUCACCUGCUACAUCAACGGCUGUCUUGUGUCUUGGAGCAGCCGGCUGCAACCCACGGUUGCGUUGAGCACCGCUGAGGCCGAGUACAUGGCCAUCUCCGCUGCAGCGCAGGACGUUGUCUUCCUGCGGCAGCUGCUCAUGGACCUCGACGAGCCCGAGGCUGGAGCCACCAAGAUGCUGACAGAUAACCAGGCGGCCAUCGCCAUCGGCAACGACCACGUCACCAAGCCGCACGAAGCACAUCCGGGUACGCCAUCACUUCGUGCGGGAGCUCAUCGCCGACGGAACCAUUGUGCUGCAGCACUGUCCCGGCACGCAGAUGGUUGCCGACGCGCUGACCAAGGCACUGGACAAGCACACCUUCGAGCAGCACCUGCCACGACUGGUGGGAACCUCGGCGGCUGAGACGGAGCAGAGGAAGGCAGUUGAGGGGGAGUGUUGAGAGUCAGUGAGUUUCUGUUUUGUGUUGAGUCCUUCCUAAUUUGCCUUCUCAUGUGGUUUUGUCUUGUUUGCCAACAACACCUGCUUUGUGGUUUUUCCGUUGGCAAACAUUCCUUCCUCUCUGCUGGCAUGCAUGUGUGCCAACUGCCUCUCCUCUCCUCCUUCCCCUGCACACGUGAGUUGUGUGCCAUGUGUGCCGUGUGCAUGCCCGUCGUGCUUGGAAAAUGCCAUGUGUUCGUGCCAUGCAGUGUUGUGAAGUGUUGUCUGUUGUGUAUGCUUGCCUGCAAGCAUUCAUGCCAUGCCUAGCAUUGCUCUGCGCGCAUGUAUGCAUGCUGUUCGUUGUUUAGAUUGUUCGUGUUUGUGCACACGCUGCCCAUGUCGCCUUGACAGCGUUGUGGACUGUGUGCGUACUUGUCUAGUGUUUGUUUGAGCGUGCUGCCCGAGUUGAUUUGGCAGCAGCUUGCUGUGUUUGUUCAUUCUCCUUGUGUUCUUGUUUGUUGCGUUUGCCUACAGUAAACACACAUAUAAAC
Messenger RNA from Salpingoeca rosetta, 1128 nucleotides. RefSeq lists its product as uncharacterized. Bases 68 to 562 code for a protein of 164 amino acids. The transcript has a single exon. Lineage: Eukaryota; Choanoflagellata; Craspedida; Salpingoecidae. The record is from RefSeq and is a predicted model, not a curated record.